Molecule: messenger RNA, 423 nt
Organism: Suillus paluster
Lineage: Eukaryota; Fungi; Basidiomycota; Agaricomycetes; Boletales; Suillaceae
Exons: 4
Coding region: 1-423 (140 amino acids)
Cellular component (GO): vacuolar transporter chaperone complex; fungal-type vacuole membrane
Source: RefSeq, a predicted model, not a curated record
AUGUCGACCCAGCCUUUGCUACAGCGCACGGCGUCAAAGCGCAUCGCUCUCCCAGUGCGCGUUGAACCCAAAGUAUCGUUCGCCAACGAGCGCACCUUCUUAUCAUGGCUCCACUUCACUGUUGUCCUCGGCGGUCUUGCAGUGGGGCUACUGAACUUCGGUGACAAGGUCGGGAGGAUUAGUGCGGCAAUGUUCUCUGUUGUUGCUAUGGCUGUCAUGAUAUACGCGUUGUAUACUUAUCAUUGGAGGGCUGCUUCUAUCCGCAAGGGAGGGCGUGGACCUUACGACGACCGACUUGGACCUACUAUUCUAUGCUCCGCACUCCUCAGUCAGCCCAGUUUCAUUCUGCGAGUUUUGAUGUGCCCUCAUUCCCCUACAGUUGCUAUCAUCGUCAAUUUCGUGUUGCGAUUCACGGAGACGUAA